AUGAGUGCUCUACGAGAUCAAUCCGACGACAAUGUCAGCACGGCGAGCGUUGAGAGCGUUGAUGGCCCUCCAAAACUGACGCUGACGUACUCACAGCACGAGGGGUCAGCUGAUGGUGGUGAUGGUGUCUGCCAGGUCAUACAAUUACCAUCCAACCAGGAGAUCAUCAACCGCAUCAUCUCGCGGUGCAGCAUCAACGGCAGCGGGCACAUGUCGAUGCACCUCAGCCUCCUCACGCUCCCGGGGGAGACAAUGGAUUCCGCUAUCAACCGGUACAAUCAGAGCUCUUCCGACAAUCCGGACUUCCUCAAGUUCACUACAGCUACCCAUAGAGACUACUCAUUAUGGGAAGAGGUCGCCAAGGAUCAUCCACUGGUUCACAAAGACACGCAGAAACCAAACGGGGAGACGUGUGAUGUGGGCAUCAUCGCUGUCGUACCUCUCCUGACCCUUUCAAGCUUCGGUGACGAGAUCUGCGGGUCGAUGAUUGGCGAUGUCACCGACCCGACCUCAAUCCAGGUGGCAAGCAAAUCCACAGCCACGGAGGAGUUUGUACGACUAUGGAGGCUCAAGGGCGCUGCGCCAAACGUUGAGUUGCAACUUUACGAUGUUCAACCUCUCCCUCCAUUGAGUGACACCAAUCUGGAGCAGCGCAGUCACGGCUUUGCCAGCCCAGGAAGCACGACGCAGGAGCAGGACGCGGACGAGCUGUCGAGGCCUCCUGCGUGCGACGCGGCAUCUGGACUCUCGGAUCAUACACAUGAUACGCUCGAGAAGACUUCAACCCAAACGUGGAUGUCCGAACACGCUUUCCAGGCUGGAUAUACUCCGCUCGCGGGGGUACGCUUCGGUGGCGAGGAAUACUCCCUCCGUGGACCGAUUCCUUACGACAAGGACACCUGGGUGUGCAGCCCGCCUCGAGUGUUUUUUCGACUGACCAUUGGGGCCGAGGAGUGGCGGGAGGCGGUCCCUGUGCAACGCGAUGAUGGGCAACUUCUGAUGUGGAUGGUGGAGAGGGUCGCAUGUAGCGGAGGGAUGAGUUUAUUUUGGCCGGCAUUUUUGCCCACAGCGCAUUAUCUGGUAUCCACCUCGGUCGCAGGCGACGUGCAAAGGCACAUACCCUCCCGUUCAGUCUUGAGCGGCACGUAUCAGCCUUCCCAAGCACUCAAAUAUCGCCCAAGAAGCACCAGUGUAGGCAUCUUCAGGUUUACUGAUGAGGCAAUAUCACGCCAUAUGAGUGGUACCGUCACGCCGCCCUUCGAGAGGGCCAAAGCCACAUGGAAACCGUCAUUUAGGUCAAGGAUCAAAGGAGCGCUCACUCUUGCUCACCUAUUGUUCCGCCAGGUGUUGCGCAUGCCGCGGUCAUCGCGGACGCAAGAGCACCGUUACAACGCCAAGAACAUGAGCCCAUACGCAGCCGUCAUUGAGCGAAGGGGCAGACUCCCGAGUCGGAGCGUCAGACCGCGAUCGGAUCGCCAACCCCUCGUCACCAUCACCCAAGAGGAUCAUACCGCCGCAGAUGUCAUCGUCAGCUCAUACUUCUCUGACCCUCUGCCGCCCAGCGAUGAUCCUUACAUACAGGCGCUCUACGCAGAGCACUUCCCCGAGGAAGGACGCUUGUAUGACUUCCAUCCGGCACCCACUGGUCUCGACACGCACUUCGCCUUGCGAGACGUCAGUGCUCGAACCAGAUCGCACAUCUACCCCGUUUGCCCGACCAAGAUGUUCCCGGCGAGCGAUACCAGACGGACCGAAAAUCUUCAAGGCUCAAAUUUCCUGCUGGGAACGUCCUCCGAUUCAGGCUCAGAAAUGGCGCUCUUUGACCUGAAGAUCCUCCCCGAAUUCAGCAGCAUCGGCUGGGAUCAGUUCGGCGAUGGUCUGGAACGCUUUGCCGAGUUUCCCGCGGUCAAGCGCGGUGACCCAGGGAGUCUGGCGAUCGUUCUGGAACCAUUCCAGUCCCACGACCAGCGUUCCAUGACGCUCGCUGAAGCGUUCAUGUCUGCCGAUCCCACCACCGGAAAGAGGUACAUGCAGACAGUCAGGGACAGCGGGAGUCUCAAGAGCGUCAAGACUGCCAGCCUGGGAUCAGCGUUCGUCAAUGUGGUGUACGGCCCAGGAGAUGGCCGUGGCAAUAAGGCCAUAACGCCUGGAGCUGAAAAGCAGGAGAGGCAGAGGGAGAUGCGUACAGACGCCAAAGUGGCAGGGUGGCCUGUCGCGUCAAAUGGGACCAUCCAGCUGCAUUCUGAUGACUCAGGGCGAUGCUCCCCUCGAACGAGAGCACAUAUUACGGUGGCAAGCGAGUCUUUGAGUGAUGCGCGGCAGCUCUCUCUGGGUCGCCAGGGUGGCGAGUCCCCCACCCUGUCCAUCAACGACGAUGUCUGUCUCGCUUACCAAAGACUCAAAGGAGAAACGGUCACGCCAUAUGGCUUCGACAUGUGCAAGGUGUAG
This is a messenger RNA of Dioszegia hungarica, 2448 nucleotides long. RefSeq lists its product as uncharacterized. Lineage: Eukaryota; Fungi; Basidiomycota; Tremellomycetes; Tremellales; Bulleribasidiaceae. The coding region runs from base 1 to 2448 and encodes 815 amino acids. The transcript has 6 exons. The record is from RefSeq and is a predicted model, not a curated record.